AUGCCCGAACAUGUCACCAAGGGUAUCGAGUUCCCCGUUGACAAUUGGACUUGGACGCGUAAUGGUCAUGGCAUGUACGCGAUGUCACGUGCGCUGCUGCUGUCGAGCUCACUCCACCCACAUGCUCCACAGGGCAACGUCAGACCUCAAGCUCCCUCCCCGUCCACCGUCGACCCCGCUAAGCAUCCAGUCAGCGUCCAGCAGCCACGAUACUGUGACAACACCGCAACGACGUCGACAGCUCCAAGGCAGCCCCAGGGCCCAGAUUCAGCAGCAUGGUUAGAUUCUGACCCGCCGUACUUGCAAUGCGUGCGAAGCAGUCUGACCGCCGCCCUGACGCUGUCCAACUUUGCCUCCCAGACAGCCGAGAGGCACAACGUCCCCGAGAUUGAGGCGCAGACCUCGCCCGAAGUUCUCCUGACGCCGUUGACGAUUGCGCGCAACGAGAACGAGCGGGUCCUGAUAGAGCCGAGCAUCAACUCGCUCCGCGUCAGCAUCAAGAUCAAACAGGCAGACGAGAUUGAGCAUAUCCUCGUACACAAGUUCACCCGUUUCCUGACGCAAAGAGCCGAAUCCUUCUUCAUAUUGCGGCGGAAGCCCAUCAAGGGAUACGACAUUUCCUUCUUGAUAACAAAUUUCCACACCGACGAGAUGCUGAAACACAAGCUCGUUGACUUCAUCAUUCAGUUCAUGGAGGAUGUUGACAAGGAAAUCUCCGAGAUGAAGCUCUUUCUGAAUGCGAGGGCCCGAUUUGUGGCAGAGUCCUUCUUGACGCCGGUUCGUUUGGAAACCCGAUACGUUCUCGGUCGCCGAGCGGAUGCUGACCCCUCAUUCAACAGUUUGACUAACAUGGGUCGGGAUUCUAUUCCGGGGCCGAGCCGCGAAUACACUGGCAGGACUGGUCGGCGGCAAAACUGA
Messenger RNA from Drechmeria coniospora, 918 nucleotides. Its product is annotated as Actin-related protein 2/3 complex subunit 4. Gene Ontology annotation, cellular component: actin cytoskeleton; Arp2/3 protein complex. The record is from RefSeq and is a predicted model, not a curated record. Gene Ontology annotation, biological process: Arp2/3 complex-mediated actin nucleation; actin filament polymerization. The coding region runs from base 1 to 918 and encodes 305 amino acids. Gene Ontology annotation, molecular function: actin filament binding. The transcript has 4 exons. Lineage: Eukaryota; Fungi; Ascomycota; Sordariomycetes; Hypocreales; Ophiocordycipitaceae.